Messenger RNA from Lineus longissimus, 2708 nucleotides. RefSeq names its product monocarboxylate transporter 13-like. Gene Ontology annotation, cellular component: membrane. The record is from RefSeq and is a predicted model, not a curated record. The transcript is spliced from 5 exons. Gene Ontology annotation, molecular function: monocarboxylic acid transmembrane transporter activity. Gene Ontology annotation, biological process: transmembrane transport. The coding region runs from base 249 to 1709 and encodes 486 amino acids. NCBI's taxonomy places the organism in Eukaryota, Metazoa, Nemertea, Pilidiophora, Heteronemertea, Lineidae.
UCUAUUUAUACUUGGCCUAACCCGAAUAUUGGGCAAAGUCGAGUCGGAAGCAUCUACUUACAUACACGAUUCUGAUAAUUCAUGGGACAAACAAAUAGGAGCAUUCUAUUGUCUUUAGAACAGGUGUACGUUUUGUUUUUGGUCGAAUGUAUGUAAGGUUUAUAAGCGCCAUGAGUUAGAUAGACCUCGAUCGGACAAGGUCACCGGCAUCAUUUCUUUAUUUAUUUCGCUGAUGAUACGUUUCCAAAAUGAACGAUAGAAAUGGAUGGAGUGAAACUGCAAUUAACGGAACACAUGCCAUGGGACGAGAUGAAAAAAAAAAGGUCGACGAGGAAGCUUCGCCAAGCGAAUCCCUCUGUACUGGCUUCCGAGGAUAUAACAUAGUAACAACACUUUCGACAUUCAUGUCUCUAUUCAUCAUUGGUGGCGUCAGUUUUACCAUUGGGAUAUACGUCGUCGAGUUCAGAGAGGAAUUUAAGGGCAGCAGCGGUAUGACGUCAUUUGUUGGAUCCAUCCACUAUGCCACAUUCCAUUUUGUCGCUCCCUUCUCCAGCUACCUCACACAUCGUAUCGGGUUUCGGAGCACUAUUAUGAUCGGUGGUGUUGUCACCUCAAUGGGACUUUUUGCCACAGCUUUUGCGACAUCUUUCUCCCACGUCAUAGUAACAUUUUCGAUAAUAACAGGAACAGGAAUUGGGAUUUUCUUCGUGCCUGGUCUUACCAUUGUGUCUUACAUAGAGGAAGGUCGGACGCUCUUCAACGGAAUCGCAGCCUCUGGAGUUGGUGCCGGUAUCUUUGUCAUGUCCAAUGUGAUCCCAUUUAUAAUCGAUGCAUUCAAUUGGCGCGGAUCAAUGUUCAUAUUGGCGGGCUUUGCUCUUCAUAUCUGUGUCGCGGGCGCCCUGAUUCACGAACCUGCUUCAAUCAAAAGAUUAAAACGUCAGGAAAAGGAUGUAGAGGAAGAAUCACGAACAAUUGCAGUAAAACUGGGCUUUGACCUAUACAAGAAUUUAAGUUUAGUCCUUUUUUGCAUUCACUACAUGGCGUACAUGGCUGGUGUUUCUCUAAUAUAUAUCCAUCUUACAGCGAUGGCCAAGACGCUUACUAAAACGGACGAGGCGGCGACUCUCCCAGUGUCACUAAUGGGCCUUGCGCAGAUAUUCGGCAGGAUUAUAUCAGGGCUGAUCGGACAAAGUCGGCACGUUGACACGUUCCUGUUCUAUUGGAUCUGCAGUUUCUCAGCUGGAUUGGCGGCCAUCGUGUUUCCGUUCUUGCCGUCCUAUACAAGUCUGAUAAUAGGGAGUGUGUUUCACUCUUUGUUGUCGUCUCCUGCCAACUCUAUUUAUCAAAUAGUUAUGCUGUACUUCGUCGACAUUCCUCAACUCACCAUAGCUUUCACGCACCUAACAGUACAGAUUGGCCUCGGAAUGAUGAUUGGGGCGCCGCUAGCAGGAUGGGUGUACGACAUUACCGGUGACUAUGGCAAUUCCUUCUACCUCGGGGGCGCUAUCAUCGCAUCCGGGAGCCUCCUGCUCACGUGGCCUUACAUCAAACACAGACGACAACGCUCCCUACCGGAAAAUGUGGAGCUAGCAAAAAGAACGCUGAGCUUUAGCAGUAUGUUUGGGAGUCAAGUUGUUGUCGCAAGUAAAUCAGAAAGAAAGGAUACCAGGAGGUAUAAGCAAGUUGAUCAAAAAGAAGAUAUUGGAUGACAUUCUUCAUACCGAGGUUAAAGCAGGUCAAUCUCACAAUGUACACUAAAAUGUCAACCCAGCCAUACACUAAAACGUCAACCCAGCCACAAGUUACCAAAUUUCAAUUUAGCUAUAAGCUAAAGCAAAUCAGACUUCACAAUCAAUUGCACGGUAAUUCGAAGACAUCAUUAUGAAAUCAAAAAGGUGUACCGAAAGGUUCAUCAUGGCAAUCUCGAACCAUUCGCAUUCGCAGACACGAACGUCUUUAAAAAUAGUUCUAUUUGCGACGCCAGAUGGAAGCAUAAUACAAUUCAAUCGUGACAUAUCAGAUACCGGUAGGUUUAUUACCGCCUUAUAAAAUGCAUUUCUUACAAAGGAGGAUGCAUUGAACUGGUGCAUGUUUCAAAAAGGAAAGGUAAAAUAGAUAGUGAUGAUCCUGAGAAUAUGUGGCAAAAAGGACAGCGAAUGAUCCUGAACACAUGCUGCAAAAAGUACAGUUGCAAAAUGUAGUGAAUUAUCCUGAGCACGUUGUAAAAAGGAUGGUUACAAAAGCUAGUGUAUAGUGAUAGUGAAUCAUAAAGUUUGCCAAAUGAAUAUUUCUCACAGCGCUUUUGUUCGGACAAUUCAAGAGAAAGUGACAAUCGUCUGCAAGAUUGCGAUCUGCUUAUUUAAUUAAGAAAUAACUGUAGAGUACUCGACAUGAUUGGACCCCUCCGUUGGCGAGUUUAACCGACAAGGUGGGCAAGGUGAAUAUCCGGUUGGUUUAACAGAUUUCCAUACAACCAUUGUCACUUCCAUGGUAAAAAUAAACACACCAGCGAAGGAUCUGGCCUUGUACACAAUAAUUUAUUUUCUAGUCCCAUUAUUUCCUUUCAUUAAUUGGAUUCCUCUCUAAUUAAAGAAUCGAAGGACAAAGGAAGAUUGAAAAACAUUUUCAAUCUUCGACGGCACACGUGCAAGAACACCACGUUUGAUUGAAUCACAGUAGCACUCUAAAAUAUACCAUUGUUACAAGGC